Molecule: messenger RNA, 2532 nt
Organism: Eremomyces bilateralis CBS 781.70
Lineage: Eukaryota; Fungi; Ascomycota; Dothideomycetes; Eremomycetales; Eremomycetaceae
Exons: 3
Coding region: 440-2134 (564 amino acids)
Biological process (GO): positive regulation of transcription by RNA polymerase II
Molecular function (GO): DNA-binding transcription factor activity, RNA polymerase II-specific; protein dimerization activity; RNA polymerase II cis-regulatory region sequence-specific DNA binding
Source: RefSeq, a predicted model, not a curated record
UCUCAGUCUUCCCGUCAUCUGUCCGUCUGUCCGUCUCCCAGCCUGCAGGUCGAAGGCGUUCAUCCUUUGCUAUCUUUAGCAUCAACAAUUCCACCCUUCAACCAGCCCUUGACGCUUGACGACACACCCGCCAUCCCACUCCCAGUUAACUUAGUUGUCAGUCGUGAAGUCGUGAACUGCGUGCCCUGCAGAGCCUCACCACCCGUGCCUUGCUUGCGACCGUUGUCCGUUCUCCUUCUGCCGCUUUUCACCACUCAUUCUCCAUUCCAAUUCCCAUCAUCUGCCAUCCAAGUGGGUCAGCGGAUUGCUUCUCGUCAUUCACUUCUGCAUUUUGGCGACAGCGCAUUCGGCCAACGGUUCUUCAUCGCGUUGGCUGUCCGUUGCGCGCUUGUCCCCGUCGAACUCGACCCUGUUUGCAUGCGUAUGACCACGACGAGCCAUGGGUAGACGGAAAAUCGAGAUCAAGGCGAUCAAGGAUGAUCGGAAUCGCUCUGUGACGUUCUUGAAACGAAAAGGCGGGUUAUUCAAAAAGGCACACGAACUGUCCGUAUUAUGCUCCGUCGACGUCGCAGUCAUCAUCUUUGGCCACAACAAGAAGCUCUAUGAAUUUUCAUCCGGCGACAUCAACGAGACGUUGGGAAGAUACCAAUAUGUUCGCUCGCAAUUCGGCGGUGCUCACGAGCACAAGGGACCGGAAGAUUUCAUGGGAAAGAAGGACAUGGACGACGAAGAAGAAGACGACGAAGGUCCUCCAUCAAUCCGGGAUUCGCAUACUCCUCCCGACCAUCCCAUGAUGCGCCAUCAUCUCCAAGCACCGGCUUUCCAACAUAUCAAUCAACACCACGCACCGUCACAGUCGCCGCCGAUGCACAACGGUAUGGGUUUCCGUGGACCGUCCCCUCAACCGCCAACGUCAAGACCCGGGUCGAGGACACACGUCCGAAGGACCAGCUCAAAUCUAGCUCCACCCCAUGCUCAAGCGUCCGGACCUCCUCCUCAGCAGAGCUAUGCAUAUAUGCCCAAUCCGCCCAUUUACAACCCCCAAGCGGCAGCCGCGGCAGGCAUGCCGGUCCGACCACCAAGCGGACCGCCGCCUCAACAUGGAGUUUCCUACCCCCCGCAGUAUCAACAGACCUACCCUCCACCGAAUCCCCAUCUCCAACAGGCGAUUGCACAGGAACAUCGACGACAAUCGAUGCCAGCAUCCGUACCCGCGCAAGAUCAACGACAGGGCCCGCCGCAGUCGCAGCAACGACUCCAACCUCCCCAACCGCCACCGCACCGUUCACCGCAACCCGAGCAGCAAAACUUCCAAAGCCCCCCGAUGCCGCAGCCGAAACCGCUUCCUUCGUCCGCACGAAACAGCAUCUUCACCCCCAUCGACGACAAGCGGUCCUUACUAGCGCAACACUGGGGCGAGCCCUCCCGCCACGACCCCGGCGCCAAACCCGACGGCCGCUCCACCUCCAUCGACGUCUCCUCCAUCAACCGCGACCUCUCCAGCGCACCCCCUCCCCGCACCAGCUCCAUCACUUCUGUCCCCACCCUCAACCCCUCCAGCCGCACCAACAGCCUCCAAACCGACCUCAAGCGCCCCCGCCUUCGCGUCGAGAUCCCUUCCGAACACUCCGACAGCGACCCAGGCUCCUCCGCCUCCCCCAAGGACCCUACCACCGCCCUCCGCACUCCCGUCCGCGGACCCGGCGAAUCCGGCGUCGUCCUCCCCCCGCCCUCCCCCUCUGCUAGCGCCCUCCUCAGCGCUGGCGCCGCCGGGCCGCCUAACCCCUUCGCACGUCCGCCCCCACCCAACUCCACCGCCAAUAACAACAACAACAACAACAACAACAACAACGGCAACCCCGCCGCCUACCGCGCUGGCAGCGACAUGGAGACCCCUAUCUCCGCGCUGCCGAGCCGGUUCGUCUCCGAUCAGCUGCUGCCGUCGCCGUCGAGCUUCUAUCCCGAGUGGGGGUUCGGGCGAGAGCCGAACAUGUUGCCGAGCCCGUUGGCGUUCCCGACCCCGGUGGGACAAGGGGGCGGCGGGUUUCGGGGGGAAGAGGGGGAGGCGGAGCGGGAGAGGAAGCGAAAGGGGGAGGAGGGGGAGGCCGGGGAUGUGAAGAGGACGCGGACGUGAGGGGCUGCUUUACCUAGCAUCCGCCCUCAUCUCCACACCCUUCUUUGUUGUUUUCGGAUCAUCGUUGCUCGUUCCUUCCUUUCGAGCGGAAAAUGUUAGGUGGUUUCAUCACGGUUUCAUCUUCGGCGACGAUUUUACUCUUUAUAAUUCCGGUAUUUACGGUUGGCGCAAUAUCUGGUUCGAAAAUGAUGGGUUCUAUGCUCUAUUCUAUCCACACGCUCCUUUUCUUUGAUCACGGAUACGGACACGGACAAGUGGUCAUUCAUGGUCGGGUAUUACGCGAUGGGAAUCAAUCGCGGCCCGAGAUAUCGGAGUUUGUGUAGAUUGGUGCGUUUUUUCUCGGACGGCCUUGGUAGUGUGAUAUCGGAUAACUACAAAAUGUUAAGAUGGUACUCUUC